AUGGCAUUCAUAUUUGGAAUCCCUCUCAAUACCUUCAUAUUGGCCAUCAGCCUCAAAGAAUUACGAAAAAGACAAUAUCAAAGUCCUGUGGACCUAAUUCUCUUUGCCUUGGGACUGUUUAAUAUCAUCAUGCAGAGUGCACAAUUACUAACUAGCAUCACAUAUUAUUUGUUUACUGACAUUUACAUGUCUUACAGUUUUAACUUUAUGGAUUCCAUUUUUGCAGGGACAACACUCUCUGUGUCCUGGAUAACUGCCUGGUUAUGCACUUACUACUGUAUCAAGAUCCUCCAUUUCCAGCAUCAUCUGCUCUUGUAUCUAAAGUGGACCUUCCCAAAUCUGCUCCUUAAGCUCCUUGUGGGAUCCAUUGUGUUAUCCUAUAGUCUCGUCUCUCUCAUGUUGGGUUUCAUUGUCAGAUACGUCACUGCUAAUCAACAAGCUAACAGCACAACAAUUCAUCCUGAAGAGCUACUUAGAGCACAGAAGAAAAUUCUUUAUAUCUAUGGCCUGAAUUUUGCCAUCUGCUGGCCGCUUCUUUUGAUUUUGUUGUCACUGGGCUUGACCAUCAUCUCCCUCAUGUUACAUGCCUUGAGUGGACCAUCUGUUCAUCUGAAAGCUCUGUGUAAUGCAGCCAAAACCAUGAGCCUUCUCAUGGUGCUGCAAAUACUGUACUAUGUAUCUCAACUAUGCCUCACUUUGAAUGUUGGUUAUGAAACCAUCUUCUUUUGGAUUUUUCUUCUAAUACUUUAUUUCUUCUACCCAUUACAAGCUGUUACAUUGAUAUUAGGGAACAGGAAACUUCACAGUGCUUAUGGCGCUUUCUGUUGUCUAAAUAAAACAUAA
Messenger RNA from Bombina bombina (fire-bellied toad), 843 nucleotides. Its product is annotated as taste receptor type 2 member 41-like. Gene Ontology annotation, cellular component: membrane. The record is from RefSeq and is a predicted model, not a curated record. Gene Ontology annotation, biological process: G protein-coupled receptor signaling pathway; sensory perception of taste; detection of chemical stimulus involved in sensory perception of bitter taste. The transcript has a single exon. The coding region runs from base 1 to 843 and encodes 280 amino acids. Gene Ontology annotation, molecular function: G protein-coupled receptor activity; bitter taste receptor activity. NCBI's taxonomy places the organism in Eukaryota, Metazoa, Chordata, Amphibia, Anura, Bombinatoridae.